UGCAGGAUCCUGGAGGAGCUUCAGUGUGGUUGGUGUUUUCCAGGAUCUCCUCAGCACAUGACGCUGUGGGACAUCAGCUGUUCCUGACUGAUGCAGUGACCUUUACAAACAGCAGAGGGCGCCAUCAGCUCUGAGCUUGACCCGACCUGCUGUCAUGUUUCACACCAACACGACUCGAUGAGGUUUGACAGAGAGAAGGAGACAGAGACAGAGUCCUGGUUCUGGUCCGUCACAGUCGGUGCUGGAUUAUGGCUCACAGCAGGAUGGAGACUAAACCGGUGAUCUUCUGUCUGAAGACGCUGCUGCUGCUCUACUCCUUCAUCUUCUGGGUGACAGGUGUGGUCCUGCUGUCAGUGGGGUUGUGGUGGAAGUUCAUGUUGGGCCCCUACAUGUUACUGAUCUCCAGCGCCCCGUCCAACGCUCCGUACGUCCUCACCGGCACCGGAGCCGCCAUCGUGCUGUUCGGACUGUUCGGCUGCUUCGCCACCUGCAGGGGGCGCCCCUGGAUGUUACGACUGUACGCUGCGUUUCUGUCUCUGGUCUUCAUGGCUGAACUCAUCGCUGGAAUCUCUGGAUUCAUCUUUCGCCAUGAGAUCAAAGGGACGUUCCUCACCACCUACAGCGAUGCAGUGAUGACCUAUGAUGGACGAGAUGACAGGAGUCUGGCUGUGGACGGUGUCCAACGCAGAUUACACUGCUGUGGAGUGUAUAACUACACCAGCUGGUUCAGCAGUGUGUAUUUCCCGGUCGGGGGGGUUCCCGCCAGCUGCUGUGUCAGUCUGUCCGACUGCAGCGGAGCCGACCUGAAGAACGCAACUUUGGCUGCACGUAAAGUCUACAAACAGGGCUGUUAUGAGCUGGUGACGUCCGUCAUAGAGAGCAACAUGGGGAUCAUCGCUGGAGUCACCUUCGGCAUCGCCUUCUCUCAGUUCAUAGGAAUGUCUUUGGCCUGUUGUUUGUCUCGCUUCAUCAACGCCAACCAGUACGAGAUGGUCUGACAG
This is a messenger RNA of Seriola aureovittata, 1001 nucleotides long. Its product is annotated as tetraspanin-7-like. The record is from RefSeq and is a predicted model, not a curated record. Gene Ontology annotation, cellular component: membrane. The transcript has 7 exons. NCBI's taxonomy places the organism in Eukaryota, Metazoa, Chordata, Actinopteri, Carangiformes, Carangidae. The coding region runs from base 249 to 998 and encodes 249 amino acids.